GCACUAUUCUGCAGCAAUUUUCUCAUUUCAUUUGGUGGUGAAACGUGCGGCAGCUUUUUUCUAACAGCUUGUCUGGGGGAAGUACACAUAAAUAUCCUCAAACAAAUAUCUUUAAAAGUUUGAACUCCAUGGAUGAUAAGUACGUCAAGUAUGUUUGGAUUAUUCUUAAGAGUGCCAUUCAGGAACUACAGAAAGAUAAUCCUGGAGUCUCUCAUGAGGAGCUCUAUACAAAAACCUACGAAGUGGUCAUGAACAAACAUGGAUUUCGCAUGUACAACGGACUAAGAGAGCUGCUGACAGAUCACUUAAAACAAAAGGUGCGAGAGGAAUUGAUCUCGAAUUUGAACAGGAAUUUUCUAUCCAAGUUGAAUGAAGUGUGGAUUGAGCAUCAGACCUCAAUGCGCAUGUUAAGUGAUAUGCUUGGAUACAUGGAUCGCAGCUAUGCCGAGCCACGUGGAUUGGAGAGUGUCUACAUUCUAGGAUUGCAAUUAUUCCGAUAUGAAAUCAUUGAGUUUGAGGACAUCAAACAAGAGCUGAGACAGAAUUUGUUGGAUUUGAUAAAAGCAGAGCGAUUUGGGGAGUCCAUCAAUGAGUUAGAGAUUAAAAAUAUCUGCACAAUGCUCCACACUCUGGGCAAAAAUACGCGCCACGUUUAUGAGAAGAUUUUCGAAGAACCUUUUCUAGCUCAAACUGGAAAGUUUUAUGAUCUGGAAGCGGAGAAGCUCUUGGAAAACGAAGCUGUGUAUUUUGAGCAGGAAAUGAAGCUGCACAUUGAAAAGGAAUCAGCUCGACUCUCAAAAUAUUUGGACGAGGAAACAGAGCAGAAGGUUGUAAAAUUGUUAGAAGAAAUAAUUAAGAAAUACAAGACUUAAGAUGCCCAUUAAACUAUUCACAAUGCAAAGUUCAACAACUACAAAAUGCUGGUUCAGCUGGUAAACAAAAUGUAAAUUGAGCUGCGUACGUGUCAAGUUUGGAAUUUGCAAGGGGAUUUCCUCAGAUCAAAGUCUAUAGUUUAGACACCAAAUGAUAAGCAAAGUCGAUGUAUUAUUCAUUUCGAGAAAGCAGCAAAGUUCGGAAUAUUGUCAACAACAUUUUGUAAAUUUGUUAGAGUAUUAAAUAAAAAAUAAAUGCAGCUUAUGCAAUGCAAAUAAUAAAAAAUAUAUUUUCGUAUCUAUAAAGAUCUGUGCAAAUCCAAGAAUUUGCCACACAAAUAGUCAAUAUUGUGUGCUCUGCUCUCUCACCCACAUCUAAUUUGUAAAUAAACUUA
Drosophila sulfurigaster albostrigata is the source of this 1267-nucleotide messenger RNA. RefSeq names its product cullin-3-B-like. The record is from RefSeq and is a predicted model, not a curated record. The coding region runs from base 129 to 872 and encodes 247 amino acids. The transcript has 3 exons. Gene Ontology annotation, molecular function: ubiquitin protein ligase binding. NCBI's taxonomy places the organism in Eukaryota, Metazoa, Arthropoda, Insecta, Diptera, Drosophilidae. Gene Ontology annotation, biological process: ubiquitin-dependent protein catabolic process; protein ubiquitination. Gene Ontology annotation, cellular component: Cul3-RING ubiquitin ligase complex.